UCUCUCUCUCUCCGUUUUUUGCAUGGAAGCAGCCAAAGCUUCCACCGCUCGCUCUCUCUCUUUCCCUGAAAAGGCGAUCUUUCCAUCUCCCUCCCUCUCCCUCUCCCUCUCUCUCUCUCUCUGGCGUUAGAUAUUCUGGCGGUUCUGUCAAAAGCGUUUUCUGUGAGAUUCACCGCCUGCCGUAGCGUCCGGUACAAACUUAACGCUUGACAGAACACCUUUCUUUUCAGGAAGAAGCCCAUGCUGAACCAAGUGGAACUUUAAGAAAAAUUCAGGAUUAAUGGGGGCUACAAGCUCUAAAAUAGAAGAAGAUAAGGCUUUGCAACUAUGCCGUGAGAGGAAGAAGUUUGUGAGAGAAGCACUUGAUGGCAGGUGCUCCUUGGCAGCUACUCAUGUUGGAUAUAUAAAUAUGCUAAGAAUUGUGGGAACUGUUCUAAGGAAGUUUGCAGAGCCUGAAGCUCCAAAUGGAUCUUUUUCGUACACUUCUGCUAGUGCAACUCAAGAACCACCUGUGAGAACUGAGAGGUCCCCAUCUCAGCUAUCAUUAUUUUCUCAAACAGUGUCACUUAAUGUAGAUGCAACUGAAAGCAUGUCUCCAUCUUGUUCGCCCACUUCUGGUCAGUAUCAGGUCAAUCACAUGCAAUUUAUGGGGAGUGUUUCAGAGAAAGUUGAAGAAAAGCCUUCUACACCAAUUAUGGGGUUCAUAGCUUCUUCAAAAAUCUUGCAGAGGAACAAACUGCACUCUACUGAAUUACCCGAGACACAAUCAACAGAAACCACUCCAUUCCCUUCAGAAACUCCACCUUGGGAUUACUUCGGUCUUUCCCACCCAAUUGACAAUCAGUUCUCUUCACAGGAUAGAAGAGGAUUGAACUUGGACCAAGAGUUGGAUAAUGCCAAUAUCUCUAGUGAACUGAGAGAGGAAGAGGGAAUUUCUGAGUCUGAAGUUGAUGAAAACAAAGAUCAUUAUCCUGGAAGGGAGAAUUCUCAGGAGGACUCAGAAGAUGAAUUUGAUGAGCCUUCUACUGAUACACUGGUUAGGAGUUAUGAAAAUAUUAAUAGGGCACUGAAUCACAGUGCUUCUAGUGCUUCACCAGUCACUCCAGCUGCUAAAAGUCUGGAGUCAGAAACUGAGUUUUUGGAUGGACAGAGACAUAACUCUCCUGAUUUGUCACCAUUGAUAACCAUGCCUUCAAGUGUUGGAGUUCCCAAUGAUAUAAGGAGAGUACUGGUGAAUGCAGAUGGCCCAGAAAAUGAGGUUACUCCUAAAGAUUUCUUUUCAAGCAUGAAAGAAAUUGAAAAUCUCUUUGUCAAAGCUUCCGAGUGUGGGUUAGAAGUGCCACGGAUGCUUGAAGCAAAUAAGUUUCAUUUCCGUCCAACUUCAGCGGGGAAAGAACGUCUGUCAACAACUUUGACAUUCUUCAAGAAUUGUCUCUCUUGUGGGGAAGAUCUUGACCAGGUCCAGGAAGAGCAAGCUCAAACUUCGGUGAAGUAUUUAACUUGGCAUCGUACAACAUCAUUACACUUCUCUUCAUCCUUGGAUCCUAGUGGCACAAGAGAUGAUAUCGAAGACCCCAACAGUAGUGCAUUUGAUAAUUUCUGUAUGACCUCAGGAAGUCAUGCGUCUACAUUAGACAGAUUAUAUGCAUGGGAGAGAAAGCUUUAUGAUGAAGUCAAGGCCAGUAAGUUGGUCAGAAAGGAGUAUGACCUAAAGUGUAAACUUCUAAGACAACUAGAAUCCAAGGGGGAAUUUUCCAGUGGGGAACCUUCUAGCAGGAAAUUUUCCAUCAGGAUUGAUAAAACUCGAGCUGCUGUUAAGGAUCUACACUCAAGAAUCAGGGUUGCAAUUCACAGAAUUGACUCAAUUUCAAAGAAAAUUGAGGAGCUAAGAGACACAGAGCUGCAGCCACAGCUUGAGGAGUUGAUACAAGGGUUAAAACGGAUGUGGGAAGGGAUGUCCGAGUGCCACGCCCUUCAGUUCCAAAUUAUUUCAGACACAUGCAAUAACGGAAACAUCAAAAUCUCCUUACAAUCAGAAGCACACAGAGAGAUUACCAUCCAUCUUGAAAGUGAACUGAGCUUGCUGAUUUCAAGUUUUACAAAUUGGAUUGGGGCUCAGAAAACAUAUGUGAAGGCUAUAAAUGACUGGCUUUCGAAAUGUGUGUGUCUUCCACAGCAAUCUUCCAAGAGGAAAAGGAGGAUGCAACUCCCACCAGUACGAAAUUAUGGCCCACCCAUAUACGUCACAUGUAGUGUUUGGUUGGACUUGCUCGAUACACUUCCUUCCAAGGACGUUGUGGAUUCUGUGAGGGGCUUAACCACAGCAGUAAGCAACCUGUUACCUCGUCAAAAGAAGCAAGGGAAGGGUAUGAAUCCUCAGUCAUCAUCCCAGCAGGCUGGCAGCAACAGUGAGAUACCAAUUAAUUUAUCGGAAAACAAAGUUUCAGAGGAUUGGGUAGCAGGUUCUCAUCGUUUUCAGUCAAGUUUGGUGGGUUUUAUAGGUCAGUUGAAAAACUUUGCCGGGUCUUCUUUUAAUAUGUUUAGUGAACUUGAAAGGGCCAUUCAAGAAGCUAAGGUUAGUUACAAUCAGUUCAAGUCACAACCGUGAAUGGCUUUUAACUACCCUAGAGAAGGAAACAAACCAAAAGAAUUAAGGAAAGAAGAGAUAGGAUAUAGAGAAGCAACAAGCACCGCAGACAGUGGCCAUAGAUUGGAGAAAUAUUGAUCAAUAACCAAGUGGGAGGAAGUUACUUCUGGAAUUUGUGCAUCGGGUAAAAAAAUAAAUAAAUGAGUACUUCAUUGGAGGUUCCCCCCAUUUUCAUUUUGGCAGCAAAUAAGGGGAGCCGGUUAUAGUCGGCAAUUACUGCAAGGUGAAAAUUUUAAAUGGAAUGCUUGGUUUGGUUGUAGGGUAAAUCUGUUCUUUGUUUGUUUAUCGUGAACCUGUACAGCUUAUCUGAACAUAAGAAUAUAGAAUCGAAGGUUAUAUAUGUAUAUUACAUGGAUAAUGUCUAUAUUUCCAGUCGUCUGGCUAAUUUUAAAUUAAAUGCUAUUUCUUAGUCA
Molecule: messenger RNA, 3060 nt
Organism: Diospyros lotus (date-plum)
Lineage: Eukaryota; Viridiplantae; Streptophyta; Magnoliopsida; Ericales; Ebenaceae
Product: protein ROLLING AND ERECT LEAF 2-like
Exons: 6
Coding region: 281-2608 (775 amino acids)
Source: RefSeq, a predicted model, not a curated record